UCCCUGCAAAAGCUGUGAAUGUUAUACUUGUGUCACCCAGGUCACUUCUCCUGUUCUAGCACAACUCGGUCGCUAACAUCAUCGUCAUUGAUGGGCAGACACCAAGCACGAUAGAGCACCAUUGACACCCAGCCCGCAGCCAACAUAUGCAGAGCAGCCGAUGUCUCAGAGCAGCCACUUCAGCAACCAACUGCCCCACAGCGACACACACAUCCCUCCGUUCCUCUUCCCCUCCACCCACCCACAAGGCACCUAACGGCCACUCACCGAAUGGCAUUCAUCCACGGGUUACAUGGACAUACCUCACUGUGCCACUGCCACCCACAUCUUUGGGCACAAUAAGCCGAUAUGUUUCGCCCUGACGCAUCAAGAGAAGCACUUCACCCAACCAUGUCGGCUGAGAAGCUGCACUCGUAGAGAGUCUCCUGUGGAGUACUUUAGCGUUGCCAUCGAACGCAUCACGCCACUCGGUCCAGGUGAUCGGUACUUGCUGAUCGGCAGAAGGUGUGCUCCCCGUACCCUGCUGCACCACCUUGUACUGCACUCCCGACGGCAAUCGCUUGAAGACAUCACUGAGCAAUGACAGACAAGACAGCGAGUGAGGACAGACGCCAGUGCGCUCUGUGCUGUCGGUAUCUUACAGUGGCUGCUGCCCGGGUGUUGUCUGCCCGAGGCCACCGCUGAACGAUCAAGAAUGCAGAGAAUCAGCACGCGAUUGUCGGUCCUUCCGCGUCGUCUAAGACUCACAAUGUCUGAUGUGCUUUGCUGGCUUUGGGGCUCUCGUCGGUGAGGCCGUACAUAAACGCAUUGAUGUCGAACGCAUCCUGCUCAGUGGGAUCGGCCAUUUUGAGCACCACAGCCAUCUCAGCCGCCGACGCGCCAAGCCGUUUACGGCGGUAGUGAUCGACCAUACGGCUGACGUGGUCGGCCUGGACAUCCUCCACUGGACGAGACCACCUGCGCACCAAACACAAAGCAGCGAUGGACCGUCGUGCGUAUUGAGUAUCUGUCUGGUGCUUACAUGUCAACGCGGUUCCGAAGUUUGUCGCUCAUUUCGUCGACGGUGGACUGUGUGGUGCUGAUUUUCUCUCCACAAACCUCCACCGAGCGAAUCGAUUCGUUGCCACUCACAGGUCGCAGAAACGGUGUGACGGCCUGAUCCACACAUACAGGAAGAGCAUCGGACUAUAUGUAGCUCGUCCUCUUGCCGCUGCUUUCUGAUGCUCACCUUGAUUUCGUUGUCGAGGUUUUCGCCUCGUCGUUUGGCGGCCGCUAGCUCACCCUCCAGCCGGGCCUCCUCUGCAGCAAAAGCCUUGACGAAGCUGUCGACCACUUUCAUGAAGUCAGCGAGGCUCUUGGGAGUCCCAGUGGACGACACCGUCGGCUCAAUGAUGGUACCAGCGGUCCCUGCAGCAGUCGAGUCGAUUGGUGACAGCAUCAACUUGAUCCAGUAAUCGUGAAGCCCUGCGUGAACAUACCGCACACACACAGAGAGAGAGAGAGAGAGAGAUGUGGACAAAUGAACAAGGAAACCUCUCCCUCUCACUUUGUUCACUCACCAGUGAAGUUGCGCCUUCUUGCGUCUUCGAGCAGGUGGCUGAUGGAGGCCUGCGUGUCAGCCGUCCGGACGGUGGCGCUUCGGAUAGUUUCGGCAGCCAAGAUGGCCGUGUGGAUGACCUUGAAGGCGGCCGAAUCCACAUCGACGAACAUGCGCUCUUUCUUGUCCCUGUCGGUGAGCUUGAUGAAACGGCCGUCACAGCUCCCACCGAACAGAGUGGCCAGCAGGGUCCCCUCGACGCCCCCUCCUUGCGUGAGGCGCUGACGCUUCACUCUCAGCUCGUAACCGCCCACAUCGAGCAGCAGCACGUCGCCAGGCGAGGCCUUUGCCGCAUCUGAGGCGCCGUGUUUCUGCCGCUCUUGCUGGGCGUCAUUGUCAGCUUGUUUGAUUUGUUUAUGAAGGGAUUCGAUGGCGUCGCUGGCCUUGGUCGUGGGAACGUGGAGUUGGUUGAAAAUGGAGAUGACGCUGAAUUUCUGGGCUGACAGCUCGGCCUGCAUCUUCGGUAUGAGUCACCAAACGUCGCUGCAUCAGCAGCACACACAUACAAAAGUCGAUUUAUCGGCAGAUCUGCGUCCUUUGUCGUGAUGUAGCACUCCUUGACCCACCUCAUGCUCGCCCCUGGUGCUCUUUCGCCUAGCC
Molecule: messenger RNA, 2197 nt
Organism: Vitrella brassicaformis
Lineage: Eukaryota; Vitrellaceae
Source: the annotation of a GenBank genome assembly